Molecule: messenger RNA, 854 nt
Organism: Rhodamnia argentea
Lineage: Eukaryota; Viridiplantae; Streptophyta; Magnoliopsida; Myrtales; Myrtaceae
Product: ribulose bisphosphate carboxylase small subunit, chloroplastic 3-like
Exons: 3
Coding region: 135-644 (169 amino acids)
Source: RefSeq, a predicted model, not a curated record
GUCUUUUAUUGAUGAAACUACGUGCACUAGCCACAGAAUUUUAGCUCUUGAUCACAAAGCUUUUGCAACAGCUGCUCAUUUCACUGUUUCUCUCGCCGAUCUCUGAAAUUUCUUCCUUUGGGUCCCCGUUGAGUAUGUCUGCAUCGACUUUUACCGCUCCGGUCAUCGGAUCAGGCUAUGUUGGCUUGCAACUGCAGCAAAUUAAGCUGUUCCCGGUAAAAGAUUCUGCAGGAUGGCGCCAGAGAACUGUCUCCAAUGGUUCUAAGACUUGCUGCAUGAAGACAUGGAAUCCAAUCAACAACAAGAAGUUUGAGACCCUUUCCUACCUCCCCCCUCUAUCGGACGAUUCAGUUGCCAAGGAGAUCGACUACAUGCUCAAGAAAGGAUGGAUCCCAUGCCUCGAAUUCGAUGAGGUGGGGUACGUGUAUAGAGAAAAUAGCAGGAUGCCAGGGUACUACGACGGGCGGUACUGGACGCUCUGGAAGCUGCCGAUGUUCGGGUGCAACGACUCCUCCCAAGUCCUUCACGAGAUCAGCGAGUGCAAGAAGGCGUACCCCAAUGCCUACAUCCGCUGCCUGGCAUUCGACAACAAGCAUCAAGUUCAGUGCAUGGCCUUUGUCAUUCAGAGACCCGCCUCAACUUGAACCGCAAGGCAUCACCUACAGGAUGCUUCAAUCGAAUAACUCUUUCGACAGUCUUGAACUUUGAGACAGAUCGCAAAGUCUGAAACCCAUGUUUUUCUUUUUCACUACUUUGAAAUGUUGGAAUGUUUGUGAUGUUUGAUGUUUCCUCUGUGUUUGCUUUUGGACGAUGAGGUGAACUUUUUAGAGUAAUAAAGGAGGGACUUCAUCUUA